Molecule: messenger RNA, 2523 nt
Organism: Gossypium raimondii (Peruvian cotton)
Lineage: Eukaryota; Viridiplantae; Streptophyta; Magnoliopsida; Malvales; Malvaceae
Product: zinc finger protein JACKDAW
Exons: 4
Coding region: 737-2134 (465 amino acids)
Cellular component (GO): nucleus
Molecular function (GO): DNA-binding transcription factor activity
Source: RefSeq, a predicted model, not a curated record
CCCGCCCUUUUUCAUAUACUCUCAUCACUACACAAACACACCCCAAAUCAAAUCCCUUUCAUUUCACCUUUGUUCUUCCUUUUCUAUCACUAAACUAAAUAAAUACCAUCCAUUUCUCUUUCUUUUAUACCUAUUAUUACUCUAUUCUAGUAGCUUUUAGCCUUUUACUUGGCUACUACUACAAAUACUAUUAAUAUAUUUACAUAUUUUUAAACUAGCCUACGUAGUUUGAGCUCAAAAGGUAGCUACAACAACUACAAAAAUAAACACAAAAAUCAAUGUGUUUUCACCUCAGCAGCAGCUGGUCUCUCAAUAGCAGCAAUUUGGUCACUUUCUUGCACACACAAAAGCAAAUUUCAACAACCGUGUAUUUGUGUAUGAAAAAGAAAGUUGGGGGGGGAAGGGGUGAAGGUGUUGCCUAUCUACAUCAAUGGCUGACCGACCUACUUUAAAGAUAUGGGUAAACAUAGAAAAGGAGGACGUAGUUGAAUAGUGUAAGAAAAAAAAAGAUAAAAGAGAGAAACAGAGAGAUAUUCUCUUCAGUAAUCAUAGAUUUUGUUGUUUUUCUUUUGAAAUCAAAUUAAAAAAAAAAAACAGAUCUUUGUAAGAAGAGUAAUCUGUUUGUGUUUGGAGACUCCUUGUUCUCUUAUGUUUUGAACUCGUUUUUUCAGCCGUUUUGAAAGCUAGUUGUUUUCUUAUAACUAAUUUUCAUAACUAUUAGUUUUUGGGGGAAAAGAUGUCUGGUGAUGGGUUUUCUUUACCUGUUUCAAUAGGAGGGUUUGUUCAUCAAGAACAAAAUAAUACAAACCCUAACCCUAAAUCCAAUCCUGUUAAGAAGAAGAGAAAUCUUCCAGGAAAUCCAGAUCCAGAUGCUGAAGUUAUUGCUUUAUCUCCCAAAACUCUCAUGGCGACCAACAGAUUCAUAUGUGAAAUAUGCAACAAAGGUUUCCAACGAGACCAAAACUUGCAGCUUCAUCGAAGGGGUCACAAUCUUCCAUGGAAGCUGAAGCAAAGAAACAACAAAGAACCAGUUAAGAAGAAGGUAUACAUUUGCCCUGAGAAAACCUGCGUCCACCAUGAUCCAUCUAGAGCACUCGGUGACCUCACUGGGAUAAAGAAGCAUUUCAGCAGAAAACAUGGAGAAAAGAAGUGGAAGUGUGAGAAAUGUUCGAAGAAAUACGCCGUUCAGUCCGACUGGAAAGCUCACUCCAAAACUUGUGGUACUAGGGAGUACAAGUGUGACUGUGGGACACUGUUUUCCAGAAAAGACAGCUUUAUCACACAUAGGGCUUUCUGUGACGCCUUAGCUGAAGAGAGUGCAAGAUUCAGUUCCGUUGCAGGUGCAGCCACAAAUCUAAAUUUCAGAAACGAUGUUGUGAAUCUGCCUAUUGGAUUUGGUGGAAUUCCUCAGUUUGGUUCCGGUUUUACACAAGAUGUCAGUGGGAUGACUGUAUCAGGUCUGCCUGAGAUGGUCCAAAUUGCUUCAGGCAAUCUGUUUGGUUCAUCUUCACUGAACAAUUUUGGUACAGAUUCCAAUCCUCCUCUAUUGCAAUUGCCACAAGGUCUAAAAGAAGAAGGUGGAAGCAAAGGCAAGUUGAUGGAAAGCUUGUCGCCUCUCUACUCGGAUACUCAAAACGAGCAAUCCAAGCCUGCUGCACCAAUGUCUGCAACUGCGCUUUUGCAAAAAGCAGCCCAGAUGGGUUCAACAAGAAGCAAACCGACGUCCUUCUUUGGGAACAGUUUUGGUGUAAUGAGCUCAACUUCUUCUCAAAGGUCAGCUAGUUUGAGAUCGACUCAAAAUAGAAACGGUCAGCUGCAGCAAAUAUACCCAAAUGUGAAGCAACAAGAGAGUAAUUUAAUGGCGUCAAGUAGUGUAUCAGUGAGUGCUAAUGCAGGUCUCGGAACAAGCAACAACUUUGAUAGGCUCAUCUUACAAACAGGAGUGAAACCAAAUGCCCCAAAUCAAUUAAAGAUGCACCCUGGUUCAAACUCAAUUGACCAGAGCUUAACUAGGGAUUUCCUUGGCAUGGGCAAUGAUCAGUCUGCUCGUCCAUUUUUACCCCAGGAACUAGCUAAAUUUGCAUCAAUUGGCUCAAACAUGGGUCUGAAUCAAUUCAGCAGCAGCAACCACUAAGCUUAGCUACCUUUCCAAAUUCCAAAUACCGUUACAACUUACAACUUACAUGCAUACAGCACAGUACAUAAAGGGCGGCAAAAAUAUAGGAUCGUGGUCCUUUAUAGUUACGAAAAAGCUGAUAAUUGGGGACCGAGUUGGGGUGUGAGUGAAUUAAGGCAAAGCAAAAGCAAGCCCCAGAAAAAGGAACAGAAGUUCAUCUUGUGAAGAGGGGUCCCAAUUCCAUGUUUGAAAAGACUAAACAGUGAGGCAAAAAUACACCAAGUCAUAUGCAUGCAUGUAUGUUGUUGCUCUUGUUGUUUUGCGUGGUGUCUUAGCUCGCUUAUCGUUUCUUCAGUAUUAUUGUUUUAUUUUUAAUUCUAUAAAUGAACUUUCACUCUCUGUUUCCA